Messenger RNA from Brenthis ino (lesser marbled fritillary), 666 nucleotides. The record is from the annotation of a GenBank genome assembly. Lineage: Eukaryota; Metazoa; Arthropoda; Insecta; Lepidoptera; Nymphalidae.
AUGAAAGAAACAAUAGUUAAUGAAAUUAAUGCGAACGUAAACAAAAAAUUUGAAAAUCUAGGAAGAAAAACCCAGAGCCUAGAAAAAGUGAUUGAGGAGCAAAAGACUCUUACAGACAAAAUGGAAAAUCAAUUAAAACAAAGAAAUGUCAAAUUUUUUGGUCUGGAAGAAAAUAAAAAGCACUAUAAAGAGCUAGAAGAAAAAAUUGUUUCAAUUAUUAAUGAUUGUAUGAAAAUCCCUUGUGAAAAACGAGAUAUUGAAUAUGUUAAGAGAAUUGGAAUAAAUCAAGAUGGUAAAAUAAGACCUGUUCUUGUAACAGCAAACACCAUGGGUCAUAAGAUCAACAUACUAAAAAAUAGUAAAUAUUUAAAGGAAACGGGACUAUACAUAAAGGAACAUUAUAUACACAAAAUUUUACAAAGAAGGAAAGAGCUACAUGAAGAAUACAAAAGUAGAAAACAAAAGGGUGAAAAAAUAGUAAUGAGAAGAGACAAAAUAAUUACAUUAUAUACAAAACAAUCAAAGGAAAAUAAUUUAUUCACCAAGGAAUGCAACUACCAAAAAAACACGAAUAAAAGAAAACCUAUUUUCUCGCCGGAAACUGAAAAAACACCAUACAGAAAUAUAUUGAAUACGGCGAAAAAGAAUAAAACAAUAGAAUCAGCA